Messenger RNA from Cucurbita moschata (crookneck pumpkin), 972 nucleotides. RefSeq names its product chitinase 2-like. The record is from RefSeq and is a predicted model, not a curated record. Bases 1 to 972 code for a protein of 323 amino acids. Gene Ontology annotation, biological process: carbohydrate metabolic process. The transcript is spliced from 2 exons. Gene Ontology annotation, molecular function: hydrolase activity, hydrolyzing O-glycosyl compounds. Lineage: Eukaryota; Viridiplantae; Streptophyta; Magnoliopsida; Cucurbitales; Cucurbitaceae.
AUGCAGGGCUUUAUAAAGAGAAGAAGUGUCAUCAAGCUUCAACCAAUUAUUAUGGGUUCAGCUCAGAUAUUCUUCUUAUUUUCAUUUCUACCGUUGCUAUUCCCCACUCUUCCAUCACUAGAGGCAACCCCCCUAGAUAACACAAGACUAUUCAGAGAAUACAUAGGAGCUGAUGGCAAUAAUGUAAGAUUUUCAGACGUACCUAUUCAUCCCGAUGUCGAGUUCCACUUCAUCCUCUCCUUCGCCAUCGAUUACACGGCUUCAUCUUCUCCUUCUGCAACAAAUGGCAAAUUCAGAGUCUUUUGGGAUGAACAAAUCCUAUCGCCUUCUUCUGUUUCUUCCAUCAAGGCCCAGCAUUCAAACGUCAAGUUCGCCCUCAGCCUCGGGGGCGAUACGGCAGGCAAACAAUUUGCAUACUUCAAACCUAAAUCCAUUACAUCUUGGGUUAAAAAUGCUUUCGAGUCCAUAUCUCGUAUAGUGAAGGAGUAUGAUAUAGAUGGGGUCGAUAUCGAUUACGAACACUUCAAAGCACACCCCGAUGUAUUCACCGAGUGCAUAGGGAAACUCCUGCUCCGUCUCAAACGUCAAAAUGUUAUUUCAUUUGCAUCCAUUGCACCGUUCGACGACGACGCUGUCCAAACACAUUACUUAGCUUUGUGGAGGAAGUAUGGAGAUCUAAUAGACUAUGUGAACUUCCAGUUCUAUGCCUAUGGAAAAGGGACCACAGUUUCUCAGUUUUUGAAUCAUUUUGAGACCCAAACCUCAAAUUAUCAAGGUGGUAAAGUUCUAGCAAGCUUUGCAACAGAUGGAAGUGGAGGUUUGACACCAGAAAAAGGGUUCUUCAAGGCAUGCAGAACCCUUCAAAGUAGGGGCAAACUUCAUGGCAUAUUUGUUUGGUCAGCAGAUGACUCAAAGAAGAACAAAUUUCACAAUGAGAUACAAGCACAAAACCUUUUGGCCAAUGCAGACUGA